This is a messenger RNA of Symbiodinium pilosum, 200 nucleotides long. Lineage: Eukaryota; Dinophyceae; Suessiales; Symbiodiniaceae. The record is from the annotation of a GenBank genome assembly.
GUUCCAGCGGGAAAAGUGCAAGCUCCGACUACAACACCACGAGCCUGAACGGCUGGCAUGACGACCUUGACGGACUGGUCUACCAAGCCGCGCUUGACGUCUUUCAUAAAAAUCUGGCAGAGUUCAACGCCUCCCAUGCCGGGUGCAGGCAGUGUUACAGCGAUGCAGGAAGGGCGCACUUGUAUUUGAGUGCAUCCUGA